AUGGCUAAAUUACAUGAUCUGUGUGAAAAAUAUUUCGGAAGUCGUAAUUUUUACGAAGUCUUAGAAAUUCCAAAGACUGCGAGCGAAAAACAGGUAAAAAAAGCUUAUCACAAAUUAUCAUUGCUGGUGCAUCCAGACCGUGUUGCUGAAAACAAAAAAGAAGAGGCAACCGAAAAAUUCCAAGUACUCGGUUUCAUACAUUCAAUAUUAAGUGACACCGACAAACGUAAAAUUUAUGAUGAAACCGGACAAUACGACGAAGAAAGUGAAGAAGUCGCGAUGCGUAAUUGGGCUGAUUAUUGGCGGACUUUGUUCAAGGAAGUCACCAUUGAAGAUAUCAACAAAUAUGAAAAAGACUACAAAGGAUCUGAAACUGAAAUAAAAGAUCUCAAACGUGCUUACACCGACAGUAAAGGUGACAUGGAUUACAUAUUAGAGGCCGUGCCAUUCACAAACUGCGAUGAAGAGCCGCGUUUGCAUUCAAUUAUCCAGAAACUUAUCGAAGAUGGCGAAGUCCCUGAGUACAAAGCAUUCACUAAUGAAAAUGAGAAGAAAAAAGCCCGACGUAAACGCAAACAAUUGCUUGAUUAA
Messenger RNA from Microplitis demolitor, 591 nucleotides. RefSeq names its product dnaJ homolog subfamily C member 9. Gene Ontology annotation, cellular component: nucleus; cytoplasm. The coding region runs from base 1 to 591 and encodes 196 amino acids. The record is from RefSeq and is a predicted model, not a curated record. Gene Ontology annotation, molecular function: heat shock protein binding. The transcript has 4 exons. NCBI's taxonomy places the organism in Eukaryota, Metazoa, Arthropoda, Insecta, Hymenoptera, Braconidae.